Durusdinium trenchii is the source of this 2155-nucleotide messenger RNA. Lineage: Eukaryota; Dinophyceae; Suessiales; Symbiodiniaceae. The record is from the annotation of a GenBank genome assembly.
UUUGGGCGCAUCCUUGGGCUACUUCAUUUGGAAUUUGUGCCCUGGAAACUAGCUUAGUGCAACCGUUAGCCAUCCUCAGACCUGACCAGCUCCACAAGCUAGCCCAGGCCCGGCGUUCGGCUUUUGGACGUGUUGCCACUUGGAAAGGUUGGUUUGAAUGGGCACUAUGAUGCUUUGUGCAUUUUUCCGCAGCAGUCCAACUCUCCAAGCAAAACACGAGUCUCAAGAGAAGCAUGUUGGAUCUGCUGGGGAGGGUCGCCUAGGUAUAGUGGCUGGCCGGUCUUCAAGCUUUUGAGAGCUUUGCGUUCCCAUUUUUGGCGAUUCAAGGGUCAAGGCACAUUGGCAGCUCUGGAGUUCGCCAAGCAGCUUCAUGCUGCGAAGAACACACGUGACGCCGCAGACCGAACGGGUUCUCUGAACAGGUUGGAUGUGGAUUAUCUUUCAGCGAUCUCCCUGUGUAAAAUCGUGCCUUCGCAUGGAAUGGAGAACUGGACCGGCAGCUGCCCUCUCGCGCAGGCUCAUCAGGCCCUGGAGGCGGCAGAGGUCGCAGUGAAACAGGCGGACCUUGAAGAGAUGGAACGCUGCGUGGAGACAGCCCAUCAGCACCUCAAGGAGUUCCUGUGGUGGUUUCAGCCGCCAAACGAGGGCUGGAAAGCCCCAGCCGCGCGCAUUUCUACGCUCAUGUUGGUGGCCUCUGACUGCUUGCUCCCAAUCCUGUCGCGACUGCAGAAGCAUAUCAACCGACGACUGCAGAUCCGCGCGGUGAUGCAGCCUCCCCAGGAUACGGGUGCAGCUGGUGUACCUGUCAGCAUUUGCCCCGCGCAUCCAGAGCAGGGCAUCCUGUCCUCAGAAGCUGCCUACAUCAAAGAUUUUCACGAUGUGCUGCAUGAGAUGGACAGCUUUGGCCAGAGUGCAAUGAAGUUCCAGCCAAAGGCCAAUGAGACCUCCAAAGAGGCUUGGGUGGCUUUCCUCUGGGGUGGCACCUCUGCAAGUGCCGUGAAGGCAGCGGCGCUGAACUCAGAGGUCAUCCGAACCAUGGCCUACUCUGUGCGAAAGUGGGAGGCUGCUCGGCGAACUUUCCUGGUACUCACCGUUGGGCAAGUGCCGGAGGUGCUCAUUGCAGAGCUCCAAGCUGAAGGACUAGAAGUGCGAAGCGUUCGUAACAACGAAACCCUUCCGAUGUGGCAGUCGACUUACAUCAGAAAGCCAAAGCACGUGGGCGACUGGUUCUCGGAUCGUGGCUUGAAGCGCAGCUUUGCACAGCUAGCCGCCUGGACACUCACGGAGUUCGAGCGCGUGGUGAUCCUGGACGGCGACACUUUGAUGCUCCGCAGCUGCGACGAGCUCUUCCGCCUGCCGACGCUGCUGGCGGCCGCCCCGGAAAUGCACCGCGAUCAGGAAGACAUAGGCAACUUGGACAGGGAAGGGCGCACCUACUUGCUGAAUGCUGGAGUGAUGUUUCUGAGGCCCAAUCUUUUCACCUUCAUGCGCACAAAGGCCAUGGUUGCCACAGAACACUUCCGCUAUCUCGCGGAGAAGAUCGGGGUCAUGGGCGAGGCAAACUUUCAGUCCUUGACCGACACGUACUUGGCCGCUGAAAAUUUCUGGCGUGUUGGUUCUGUCCUAUGGGAUGACCAGGGGCGCUUUGAAGGCUGUUUAAUACGAGGUACCUCUGUCCGGAGUGCCCGAAAUAUCAUCACAGCUUGGAAGGCCACUGGCAAGAUUCAUUGUUUGCUGCCGAUUGACUACAAUUUCUGCGCAGAUUUUCCUCAUGUGUUUUUCUCCUCCUGGGACUUCUUGACGCACGAGAAGGGCAGGAAGAAUACUUCAAGUGUAAAUGAGGCGAACCAACGCCAGCGGAAGUCACUGAUGCGGGAGACAGUGAAAUGGUACAGGGAUAUGGGCUGGUUGCGGGGCACGCCAAAGAUCGUGCAUUUUCCCGGGCACCUGCGAAAGCCCUGGCAACGUUGGCUGCCACUGGCCCGGAGUCCCUGGGAUGAAUUGUGGUGGCAAGCGCAUGAUGCCAUGUGUGCUGCCCAGAAAGCGCCUUGCCGGCUGAGCUGUGAGGUCUGGGUCUGAGCUUCUCCUCCGCCUUGGGGUAUGAGACCAGGCGCUGAGAGGUGACUGACAACACCACUUGGUAAAGCAACAGGAG